This is a messenger RNA of Nannospalax galili (Upper Galilee mountains blind mole rat), 1173 nucleotides long. It is a transcript of the gene Clic1, whose product is annotated as chloride intracellular channel 1. The record is from RefSeq and is a predicted model, not a curated record. The coding region runs from base 226 to 951 and encodes 241 amino acids. Lineage: Eukaryota; Metazoa; Chordata; Mammalia; Rodentia; Spalacidae. The transcript has 6 exons.
UGAGUCAGCUGCUCCCGGAGCUGCACCGGGAGGGUACCGGGGUGGAGGAGCUGUGGUGGUGCAGUCACUGGGGGCCGGUGGGGAAGCCGUGUCUGCAAGGACAGAGUCAGCCGAUUUCGGUUGCGCCCAAGGGAAGGCCCUGAGUCUGCAGGAGAGAGUCCCCCGCCAUCCCCGGCCCUUCCCAGUUCCCCCAGCGACGUCCGCUUCCUGGUCCCCGUCGCCACCAUGGCUGAAGAUCAACCCCAGGUCGAACUGUUCGUGAAGGCUGGCAGUGAUGGGGCCAAGAUUGGGAACUGCCCCUUCUCCCAGAGACUGUUUAUGGUGCUCUGGCUCAAGGGAGUCACAUUCAACGUUACCACCGUGGACACCAAGAGGCGAACAGAGACAGUGCAGAAGCUGUGCCCGGGUGGGCAGCUCCCAUUCCUGUUGUACGGCACCGAAGUCCACACAGACACCAACAAGAUUGAGGAAUUUCUGGAGGCAGUGCUGUCUCCUCCUAGGUACCCGAAGCUGGCUGCUCUGAACCCUGAGUCCAACACUGCCGGGCUGGACAUAUUUGCCAAAUUUUCUGCCUACAUCAAGAAUUCAAACCCAGCACUCAAUGACAAUCUAGAGAAGGGGCUUCUGAAAGCCCUGAAGGUUUUAGACAAUUACUUGACAUCCCCCCUCCCAGAAGAAGUGGAUGAAACCAGUGCUGAAGAUGAGGGCAUCUCCCAGAGGAAGUUUCUGGACGGCAAUGAGCUUACCCUGGCUGACUGCAACCUGUUGCCAAAGCUUCACAUAGUACAGGUGGUUUGUAAGAAAUACCGAGGAUUCACCAUCCCAGAAGCAUUCCGAGGAGUGCACAGGUACCUGAGCAACGCCUACACUCGGGAAGAAUUCGCCUCCACCUGCCCAGAUGAUGAGGAGAUUGAGCUGGCCUAUGAGCAAGUGGCCAAGGCCCUCAAAUGAGCCACUUUUAAGGGCUCCUUUAACCCCCAAUCUGUUUUUUACAGAGCCCCCCCCCUCUCCCCGGUAGCUUUCUCAUCGCUUUCCAAUGGACACACUCUAAAAUAGCCUGUGGGCAGGACUAGAGAGAGGGAGGGGGAGGGGAAGAUUGGGCAUGGGGGUAAGAUUUUUAUGGUGGGGAGGUAGCUAGGACAAUGUAUUUCAGUAAUAAAAUAAGGAAUGAAA